This is a messenger RNA of Closterium sp. Naga37s-1, 1350 nucleotides long. The record is from the annotation of a GenBank genome assembly. NCBI's taxonomy places the organism in Eukaryota, Viridiplantae, Streptophyta, Zygnematophyceae, Desmidiales, Closteriaceae.
AUGGCUGGCUUCUAUUGGCUUCCAUGUGCCGCUAAAUCCGGAGCGUCCAGUCGGAAUUUGAGUUCACGGAGAAGUAAGCGGGAGGUGGGAGGCGGGAGGCGGGAGGGGGGAGGCGGGAGGGGGGAGGCGGGAGGGGGGAGGCGGGAGGGGGGCGGCGGGAGGGGGGAGGCGGGAGAGGGGGGGGGGGGAUGGGGGAUGCAGGGAGAAGGGGAGAAGGGGAGAAGAGAAGGGGAGAAGGGGAGAAGGGGAGAAGAGAAGGGGAGAAGGGGAGAAGGGGAGGGAAGGUGCAGAGAAAGGUUGGGGAGAAGGGUGGAAGGGAAGUGGCACUAUAUGCGUUGGGCGUUGGGGCCUGCUCGUCUGACGCGUGUGACUCUAUCGACCUACCCUUCGCCUACAAUCACCUCUUCCAGGAUCGAUUCUUUGUCCUCCCCACCUUUGCGGUUCUCUUCCCCUCCUCCCUCAUCAAGCAACUCCUUGCUGUCGAAGGGCUCGUGUGAGUGGAUGGGAUGGGAUGGAACCAUGCUGGUAACCCCUUUCCGCUCCUUCCGCUCUGCUGCUCUCUCUAUGCCGGACGCUCUUCCCCUCCUCCCUCAUCGAGCAACUCCUUGCUGUCGAAGGGCUCGUGUGAGUGGAUGGAUUGGGACCAUGUCACUCAACCUUUCUCCUCCUCUAUCCCUCUCACAUUCGCACUCCUCCCAUCCCUCCCCCAGCUUCGAUCCGGCUCUACUGCUGCACGGAGAGCACAAUGUGCGACUCUUCCGGCCCCUGCCCACCGCUGCCAAGGUGGUGAAUCGCGCACGCAUAUCAGCCCUGAAGGAAAAGGGCAGGGCGGCCAUAGUGGAUGUGGAGACAGUGUCGUUCGACCGCGAGUCAGGAGCUAGGCUCGCACUCAACAGGCUAUCUCAACCGCCACAGCAACCAGCAGCACAUGGCAGCGCAGUCCCCAAGCAGCCAUCCGCCCGCCCCGCACCUCAUGCAUCAGCAGAGGAGCGCAUCCCCCCUAACCAGGCCCUGCUGUAUCGCCUCUGUGGCGUCCUCAACCCCCUCCACUCCGACCCUGAAUUCGCCGCCACUGCAGGCUAUCCUCGCCCGAUCCUGCACGGCCUCUGCACGCUUGGCUUCGCCACCCGAGCCAUCCUUCGAACCUGCUGCAGGGGUGACCCGAGCCUCUUCCACAGCGUGCUGGUUCGGUUCACCGGGCAUGUGUUCCCGGGCGAGACUCUCAUCACCCGAACCUGUCAGCCCGUGUCCAUACCAGCAUCAAGCGCAGCAGGGGAAGAAGAAUCAGCAGCAGGUUCGGGAGGGGAGGGCGUGAGAGGAGGGGGGGCCGUUGAAGCGUGUGAGCUUUGA